Molecule: messenger RNA, 1614 nt
Organism: Plectropomus leopardus (leopard coralgrouper)
Lineage: Eukaryota; Metazoa; Chordata; Actinopteri; Perciformes; Serranidae
Gene: ankrd16
Product: ankyrin repeat domain 16
Cellular component (GO): cytoplasm
Molecular function (GO): protein binding
Source: RefSeq, a predicted model, not a curated record
AACACUUUUUCUCCAGCAUGUCUGAAGCGUCUAAGGAGAAACACAGCUUAACAUGAAGUAUUUUCUUUCGUUUUGAGCUUUAAAGUGACUUUGUGUUCCUACAGCAGCUUUCACAUUUAGCCCAGCAUGGACGAACACACUUUAAAGCAGCUGGUGAAGCUCACUCAGGAGGGACAGUUAAGCUCUAUGGAGACUCUGAUACCGUUAGAAGACUCGGCGGCGGUUCAGACUGUCCGCAGCAAACACUUUGGACGGUCGGGGGACACCAUGCUGCACUACGCUGCCAGAAAGGGACACCUGGACAUCGUGGAGUAUCUAAUAAAACGGUUGGGCAUGGACGUGGACGUGUACAACAACGACUACAAGAGGCCGCUGCACGAAGCUGCGUCCAUGAGCCACCGGGCUUGUGUUAGCUACCUGCUCCAGGCGGGAGCUCAGGUGGACAGUCUGAAGAAAGCUGACUGGACUCCUCUGAUGAUGGCCUGCACCAGGAGACACCUCGAUGUGAUCCAGGAGCUGCUGAGCCACGGCGCCGACCCUGCACUGAAAAACAAGGACGGCUGGAACUCCUUCCACAUCGCCUGCAGAGAGGGGGAUCCUCUGAUCGUACAACACCUGCUGCAUCUCGCUCCGGAUGUCUGGGGGACGGAGAGUAAGACACGCAGGACACCACUCCACACUGCAGCGAUGCACGGCUGUGAGGAGGUUGUUCAGAUCUUGUUGGAGAGAUGUGGCUACACCCCAGACAGCACUGACAGCUGUGGAGUGACUCCUUUCAUGGAUGCUGUUAGGAACGGACACAUUUCUGUGGCCAGGCUGCUUUUAGAGAAGCAUCAGGCAUCUCCAACAGCAGCUGACACAAUCGGGGCUCAGCCGGUGCACCAGGUGGCUGUCACCGGCCAGGAGGAGGCGCUGCGAUUCCUGGUGCGGGACCUAACCAUAGAUGUGAAUCAGAGAGCGACUGUGGUCCAGCUCACUGCACUGCAUUAUGCUGCAAAGGAGGGCCACACGUCUGCUAUAAAAACACUGCUAGAGCUGGGGGCAGAUCUGUACGCUCGGGACAAAAAGGGAAGAACUGCUCUUCACAUGGCCUGUAUCGGGCAGCAUGCAGAUGCCACCAGGACACUCCUGCACCUCGGACUCAGAGACUCAGAGGACGCAUCUGGUACAACAGCACGGCAGCAUGCCAAGAAACCGGACGUAGUGCGAGUGUUUGAAUGUGGCGUACCGGACCCAUCAUGAACAAUGUUAUAAUGACACACAACACAGAUUAGCAAUUCACCUGUAAUGUUAAUUUAAAUAAAUUAAAGAACCUGAAACUCACUUAAUUUGGUUUUGUAAAAAUUGAAAAAAAAAUUCUUGACUGUGUAGUGCAUACUUAAGUGACGGAAAAUCAUGACCUCUAUAUUUACUUCAGAUAUGACUUUGGUGCUGGUGGCCUGACUUCGACUGCAAUUUCUUGAAAGGUAAGCAAGCAAGCAAAACUUUAUUUAUAUAGCACAUUUCAUUCCAGGUGGAAGCACAAUGUGCUUCACAAAGUGUGAGGCACAAGUUUCACGCAAAAAUAAAGCUGUCAACUGACCAUAAAAGCAAUGAAAAUCCAUUCAAAAUAAA